This is a messenger RNA of Salarias fasciatus (jewelled blenny), 4287 nucleotides long. RefSeq names its product dapper homolog 3-like. The transcript has 3 exons. Gene Ontology annotation, cellular component: cytoplasm. Gene Ontology annotation, biological process: negative regulation of canonical Wnt signaling pathway. The record is from RefSeq and is a predicted model, not a curated record. The coding region runs from base 201 to 2060 and encodes 619 amino acids. Lineage: Eukaryota; Metazoa; Chordata; Actinopteri; Blenniiformes; Blenniidae.
GUCGGUGGCGUUAGUGGAGUGAACGGCGGCCCACCAAAUGGCUGCAUGCCUCGGCGCGCUGCCCCAGCAGCUGUCCGGGCCGGAGGAGGGGAAGGGGUCCCGGCGCUGCAGCGGCCACUUCCAGCAGCGUGCAUCCAGAGGGUGAAAGCCUGGAGCAGAUACACUCGCCGGGGAGGCCGAGGCGGUGACCGUUUGGGGAAAUGUUUCCUGCGCUCUCUCUGCCGAUGGAAGCGGAGCGCGGCCGGAACAAGGAGCGCCUGGAGGCCAGCCUGGCCGGCCUGUGCGAGCUGGAGCUGCUGAGGCGGCGGCAGGAGGGCAGGGUGCUGAGCGCUCUGAGCCUCGGGGAUCCAAACCCACACCCCGGCCCCGAGGACCCCGGGGAGGACCCCGGCGUCGGCCUGCACACCAGUUCUCCCUGGUGUGUCAGCCUGUGUUUGGAGCAGCAGAUAGCAGAGCUGAAGGUGAACACCCCGCUCACCUCUGGAGAUCCCAUCCAUGAGGACCACAGUCCAGGAAACUCUCUUGUACCCAAGCAGAGCGGAUCCAUUGAAACCAAAAACCAGCCUGUGAACUCAUGUGCUCCAUCCAUCUUUAAGGAGUUAAAAGAACCCAACACUGGAGGAACAUGGCUGUCCGACCCAUUAACACCUGAUGGAAAGUCAGGGAAUGUCAACAUCAAGCAGCAAAAUCAUCAACCAGUCCAGAAAGUUGAGACUUACAUACUGGGAUUGAUCCAGCGCAGAGCUUUAUCCACACGGCCUGCGAAGCCUCGUACGAGCCUGCCCAGUGUGUUCAGGCAGAGCAGUUUGUGCCGCAAGGACGAGCAGCUUCUAAUCAAGCCGCAGGGCACUACUCCAUCUCUCUCUGAAGGAAUUGCUCAACAAGCCUACCUGAACAAUGACCAGGAGCAUUACACAAUGAAAGGUGUGAAAAAAGAUGCACCAAACCCGUACCAUCACCAUCUGGAGCCAAAUGUCCAGCAUCAGCUGGGGCUUUACAGCACACUGCAGCAGCCCGCCAUCAGCCAGGCCACUUCAUCCUGCAGCGUGCUGCAAUCCCACCAAGACUCUGACCCCAGUGACCCUGAUUCAAGCCAGUAUUUUCACAACUACUCUUCUUCUCCUCCAGCUGUCACGAUGCCCCACCAGCCAUCGUCCAGAGAUGAGCAGCUGGUCAAUGCAGAGUAUAUUCCAGCUCAGCCGUGCCGGGCCUCCACCCGGGCAUUCGCGCAUCGCCACACCAACCCCUGUAAGGGCCGUGGAAUGACCAAACUCAACCGGAGUACAUAUUCUCAAGAGAGAGGCCAUCAGCAGCAGCAGCAGCCCACAGUCUCCCAUAUCCAACCGUCUAGAUCAAGAGGGGGCCCAAAGAAGUGCCGGUCAAACGAGGACAGAAGCGGCAGGAAGGCAGUAAAGAAAGCGUGCAGGUCUCAGUCAGAAUACAGUCUGCAAAGAGCUCCAGAAAGAAAGUACAACACAGUGGAGAGAGAUGGCGGAGGAAGUGGAAGCGGUGGAAGGGGAAGUCGCAGCAGUCAGUCCAAGAGUAAAAAACACAAACAAGGAUGUGGUAGCUACAGGCGCUGGCAGUCCAGUCUGGAGCUCAGCCAAGAUGAAACUGAUCUGCCACUGGUACAAGCCACCACCCAAAUCUUGGCAGCUUCAAGCCAAAGAGACCACUGUCCAAGACGCACACGCAAGUCACGCCUUCCAAAUGCCUCGCCUGUCCAUCCCGACAACCACCACCUCCAGUCCCAUCAGCAGCAUGGAGAGUAUCACCGGGCCAGUGAGGACUACCCCCACCCCUACCAGGGCGACUCUGAGUCCAGCCUGAGUGAGGCUGACUCUCCAGAAUCCAGCUCGUUGUCCAGUGACUCCGAUGAAAGUGGCGGUCUUGUUUGGCCUCAGCAGUUAUCUCCCCAGACGUCCAUCCCUGUGCCUCCAGUCCAGCCUGGUGCACCUCUGCAUCCAAAAGCAUUUGUCAAGAUUAAGGCCUCACAUGCCCUUAAGAAAAAGAUUUUACGUUUCCGCAGUGGUUCACUGAAACUUAUGACGACCGUAUGAAGUGGAAGGUUUUCCAAACUGAAGUACUGAACAGCAGAGUUUAGUUAGGUAAAUUUCAGUGAAGAAAACAGCAUUUCCAUUACUAUGUUACUCUGCUGUUUCACAAUUAAACUACAUCUGAAAACAGAAUAUCCACUACCCAAGGUGACUUCACCUCAUGUUGGCCCCCCAGGACCCUCAGCUGAACAGAGGCAUGGGUGUAUGAUGGAUGGAUGGUGUCGUGGAUUUUUAUUUAAAAGUGUCCUAGGCCAGCUGCGAUGCCAAAAACCCACAAACCUGAAAAAUCUUAAAAUCUUCAAUCAUAUCCACUCUUGGUUCUUCCAGGAAAAAUCAGAGUCGGAGUCAGAAUGCAUGUAGAGAGCUUUAUUACUAAAACUCCCGGCAACCAGCAUGACCAUCUGAAACUGGCGCAAAGACUGAGCUCAGCCUCGCCCUUUAAUACUGGAAGGACACCUGUGCCUGUUUGACACUUAGUGGGGACGGUACACAUACUAAACACUCGUAGUGAUAUCACUCCGUAGUGAAUGUACACCUCUUGGCACAGCUGCAAACCUGUUAGUUCCCUCUCUCCUUCCUUCACAGAGGUGCCCAGUCCUUGACCCCCCCCCCCAGUCCUCUCUAUCAGGACUUUCAGCUUCUCCAUACAUCUCACACCAGAGCCAAGUACUUUCUAACAUUUCAUAUAGUUCUUCGUUGCUUGACAUGUGGGUCCCACUUGUGAAAAAAAGGAAAAAGGAGCCCAGACCAGGUGGCCUCUGCCUCUGAAAAAAAGAAAAACAGACUGGCAGGCUGCCAGGUGGAUGCCAGUAAGAAAAAAGGAAAAAAAAGGCAUGCAGAAAAAACAAAAAGACAGGCAAACUAAUACUUGGGUUUUGUGUCACACAUAAUACAUCUUUUUCACACCUGUUUUACACAAACACACUACUUAAACAGAAACAUGCAUAAUAUGAAUAAUACUGAAUAACUGUUAGAUAACAUUGCAUUGACUUCAACAUGGUGGAGGACAUUAAUGAGAAACUCUAAUCAAGAAAUAUUCUACUCAAAUUAUAAAUCCAAAAGAGCCAGAAGUUACCAUAUCUGUCAGUGGUUUUCCACGAUGAUAAUGAUGUUCGACAACUUAUUGACUUUGCAUGGUGCAUUAUAUGUUUAUGUGUAAUAAUGUUCUGUCGUUGUUUUCAGUGUACAUAGUAAAAAUCUGGUGCAUGUUUGAGGUUCUGAUUAUCAAUGGAGGUUUUUUCCUCUGUUGAAUCUCACACAUAUCUGAUAUCUGCCAGUGAGAAGCAGUGUGGAGGAGCGUUAUCCAGCUCAGUGGACAAAUAACCUGCUUCAGGUAUUUUCACUGUCAGAUUGCCAAUGCUGUUGCUCACCUCCAAACUGGAGAUUUUCAAACCAUAAGGUUAGGGUUAGGGUUAGGGUUAGGGUUAGGUGUCAGUGGAGGGACGUCAUCGGAAAUCUGAAGUUUCUCAAAACCUUUAAAAUGUUUGGCUAUUCUUAACAUUCAGGGGUUUGAAAAAGGCGUUGAUGUAUUAAAGUACUGAUAUUUAUGUGUCAUAACAGUGACACCAUAAAGACACGAUUUACCAGAUGAAUCCAGACAGUUGUUAAGCAGCUCUUCCACCUGCAAUCCAGUUCCACUCAAUGUGUCCCAGAGAGCUUCAAGAUGAUCCAGACCUCUCUGUCGUGGCUCCCUGCAGCUUUCACCAAAUUAUACGCCAAUAUUUUGAAUCUGUCUGAAAUUGUGUUGCAGCCUAUGAGAAUCUUAAACAAACAAUGAAAAAGACAAAAAACAUACCUUGGAUAUCAGACGAUCAGCAGAACAGGGUCGCACUUUGAGCUUUUUGCCUGAGGGUGUUAUUAGAAACCUGCAGCUUCAGCUCUGGCUUCUAUUGGGAUGUUCUUCUUCACAAACCUCUAAAGACGUGAAAUGAUAAAUGGACCACACUCCUCUCCUGCAGUGGAUGGUGCUCAGUCCACUGGAGCAGUUCAGGAUUCAGUUCCAUUACAAGGAGCAAAGAUCUUUAUAGAAACUUUCAAAGUCUGAUGUUUCAUAACACUGCUUCUCCAAAAAAACUGCACCUGAAUAGUUUGUUUUCCUGUUCGGAUUAUACUGUUCUUAUUCAGUAUUCAUGUAAAUAUGAAAAAAAAAACUGUAUUACAAUGUCACUUUGAGUUUUGGCAGACUGAUUCUUCACUGUGUUUUCUCUAAAGCUGUUUACUGUUGCUAAUG